AUGAGCUCGACGCCUUCGAUUACGGGCAAGUCCCUCUCCGCUUCGACAUCCCAUUCUCCUGCCGUCCAGCCCGGCCCCGCCCCUUCGAGUUUUGAGUCGACCCGCCGCCCGAACCAGACGAGCCCCUCCAUCAUCCAGACGAACGCCCGCAAGGCACAGGCCGCCAGGAAACAGCACAAGAACCAACGCCGACCCGCUGGCUUUGGCCAGCCACGACAAAACUCCACGCUGGAUGACGAUGACGACAUGGCCGAGAUUCGAGCCGUCCGGAACGCCUCGAGCCGCCGUGGCCAGACAUCCAUCACCCAUCUCCUGAACUACAGCACGCCUUCUCGUCACUACCAGGAUCACCUCCACACCCACCACCACUCCUCCCACUCGAGGAGCUACCGCCGCAAUCCCACCUGGGGUCCCGGAUCCGGCCACCACGCCGCCGACAAGGCCCGCUACGUGCAUGCGAACUACCGCUUCGUCGUCUCGCCCGAGGGCAGCUACGCCACCCAGGCCGUCGACGCCGACGAACACCUACAAUGGGGCGACGUCCUCCAGAUUCUGGCCUCGGCCGAGUCCCAGGCCACGAGCUGCCCCAUCUGCCUGUCCGAGCCCGUCGCCCCGAGGAUGGCCAAGUGCGGCCACAUAUUCUGUCUGCCAUGCCUCAUUCGCUUCAUGAGCGCGAGCGACGAUGAUACGAAGAACAACAGAGGCGCGCGGUGGAAGAAAUGCCCCAUUUGCGAGGACAGCGUCUAUCUCCACGAGACUCGCCCCGUCCGCUUCUACGCCGGCCAGGAGAGCCCACUCCCCCGAGUCGGCGACGAUGUCGUCCUCAGGCUCAUGGCAAGGUCGGCGAAAUCCACACUUGCCCUGCCUCGAGAGGGAGGCGCCGAAGCCCUCGGUGCCGCCGACGACAUCCCCUGGCAUUUUGCUGCCAACGUCCUAGACUAUGCGAGGAUCAUCAAGGGCACCGCUGGGUACAUGUCCGAGCAGUACGACGAGGAGAUCCAGGCUCUGCAGAAGCAGGAGACGGAGGACCAGCUCCUCUAUCACGAGGAUGACGAGUGGACACAAAAGGCCAUCCGCGCCAUCAUCACAGCGAGGGACAAGAUCAAGGACCUCGGUGAGCAGGCCGCCCUGCCCGCUGCCAGCUCAAAAGAUGCAGGCCAGACCAGGGUGGUGCAGCCCGAUUUCUUCUUCUACGCAUCCCAGCCACAUCUCUAUCUAUCAGCACUAGAUAUUCGCAUCUUAAAGACAAAGUAUGGCGACUUCUCAGCGUUCCCCUCCACCCUCCUCCCGCGCGUCGAGCACAUCUCCACCGGCCACGUCCUCGACGACGCCCAGCGGAAACGGGCCAAGUACCUCGGCCACCUCCCCUACGGCUGCGUCAUUAGCUUCCUCGAGUGCGAUUGGACCGAUAUCGUCCCCGCGGAGAUCCUCGACAAGUUCGCCGGCGACAUUGAGAAGCGGAGGAAGCGCAACCGCGACAAGGCCGCCCAGGAGGACCGCGAGAGGUUACAGGCCGAGCGCCUCGAGGCCGCCGCCAUGCGCAGCUCAACAGGCACCCGCCGCCAGUACGACCCCAUUGACGAGGAUAAUGUCCCCUCGCUCAACUCGGCCGACUUUCAACCCCUCAACAGCGCCGCCGCCCACCACGCCGGCACGACGCCCCCGGAGCCGCGACAGGGUUUCGGCCAGCUGGCCGACCUUUCGACGAGCCCCUCGGCCGUCCGCACCGUCUGGGGCACACCGGCCAUCUCCGGCACGUCACCCGAAUUCGGUCCCAUCGACGGAGCCGGCGUCGGCACCGACGACGGCUGGCUCAAGGACGACGACUUUCUCGGCGCCGCGGAGCUCCACUUCCAGAUGGAGGCCUUUGGCCUCGAACCCGGCCCCAGCGGCGCUCCGGAGAGCAGUGGCGGUCCCAGCAAGGCCGGAGCGGCCGCAGGCGGAGGAGGCGGCAAGGGCAAGAAGAAGAAGCAGAAGAUCACGUUAAUGAGCACCGGCGGCCGGAGGGGCAAUUAG
Verticillium dahliae VdLs.17 is the source of this 2016-nucleotide messenger RNA. RefSeq names its product RING-15 protein. The transcript has a single exon. Gene Ontology annotation, molecular function: transcription cis-regulatory region binding; metal ion binding. Gene Ontology annotation, biological process: positive regulation of transcription by RNA polymerase II. The record is from RefSeq and is a predicted model, not a curated record. Lineage: Eukaryota; Fungi; Ascomycota; Sordariomycetes; Glomerellales; Plectosphaerellaceae. Bases 1 to 2016 code for a protein of 671 amino acids.